This is a messenger RNA of Ophidiomyces ophidiicola, 573 nucleotides long. RefSeq lists its product as uncharacterized. The record is from RefSeq and is a predicted model, not a curated record. The transcript has 2 exons. Bases 1 to 573 code for a protein of 190 amino acids. NCBI's taxonomy places the organism in Eukaryota, Fungi, Ascomycota, Eurotiomycetes, Onygenales, Onygenaceae.
AUGGUAUCUUCUGCCUCUGAGGCUGAAGUCGUCUUUAAUAGGGCUAAUGUGGCAUUGGCACGAAGCCAACGCUUAAUUGCUUCCUGGUUGCCUCCAAAAUCCGAAGCAGAUAUUGCGAACGAGAAGACGGAAGAAGAGCUUCGAAAGGAGGAAGAUGCAAUAUUCACUCCGGUUCCAGAGAAACUUGGACUGGGUGCUCCAUUGCCGGACAAACAGGCUGACGGGAGUUGGAAUCGCCUAGAACUUAGCUCCAAUGACAAAUUAAGAAAGCAACUGUUAGGCAAAAAUGCCAAAACCAUGGUUUCUCGGAAAAGUAACAUAAAGCAGACAAAACAACCAAAUAAAUUACAAGAAGUACCGCAAUCAGACACGGACGAGGAGGAAAGCCGAUCGUCAUUGGGCAUGCGAAACAAAAAGGGAAUAUCACGUCCAGUGAAAGGCGUUGAUGCCGGUAAAACGGAUACUGGUCAAGUAGGGAGGGCAACUUCAAACAAGAAGAGAACCAGUAGUUAUUUAGACGAAAUUCUGUCCUCAAGGUCGAAAAAGAAGAAACAAAAACGCAAUGGAGACUGA